Molecule: messenger RNA, 1634 nt
Organism: Sphaerodactylus townsendi
Lineage: Eukaryota; Metazoa; Chordata; Lepidosauria; Squamata; Sphaerodactylidae
Gene: RNF217
Product: ring finger protein 217
Exons: 6
Coding region: 276-1634 (452 amino acids)
Biological process (GO): positive regulation of proteasomal ubiquitin-dependent protein catabolic process; protein polyubiquitination; ubiquitin-dependent protein catabolic process
Cellular component (GO): cytoplasm; ubiquitin ligase complex
Molecular function (GO): ubiquitin conjugating enzyme binding; ubiquitin protein ligase activity; zinc ion binding
Source: RefSeq, a predicted model, not a curated record
GAAGCAGGCGGCCGGCAGCAGGCGCCCUGAGGGGGCAGGUAGUGCCGAGUGGCGUGGGGAGGGGCCAGUCCUCUUUGAACUCGGGCAAGGGUGAGGCGGAGCCCUCCGACGAAAGGGCUGGCGAAGCGGCGAGUGGACUCCAGGCGCUUGAUCCUCGGUAGCCCCAGGAAGGCUGCAAGGUAGUGGUGGGGGAGUUGUGGUGGCGGCGGCGGCGGCUGCGUCGCGCGGCUGGAUGGGAAGCCGGUGCGGCGAGUGCGGCUGCAGUGGCGGCGGGCAUGGGAGAGCAGCUCAGCACGGAGAGCGCCCCGCCGGAGCCAGCCACUGAGCCGCCUCUGCCGGCUGCGAGAGCUCUGCAGCCGCCGCCGCCGCCCGCCCCAAGCGGAAGGGCAUCCAGGCCACAGCCAGAGGAGGACGCAGGAGCGCCUCUACCGCCGCCCGCUGAACCGCAAGGCCGGGCGACGGAGGACGGCGUGGGAGAUCCCCCAGAAGACAGUCCUGACUCGGCAGACGAGAGCAGCAAUAGUCGCCGGCUUCCCUCGAGGCCCAUCUAUUGCACCGUCUACUGCGUGGAGAGCGACCGGAGGCCCGGGCCGCCCGAGUCUCCUCUGCGUGCAGGCGGGGAAGGAGGGGAGCCCUGCUCCACAGCUGCCCCGCUGACCUCUUUCCGAGGGGACGGCAAAGGGGGAGGCGGGGGCAUCGAGCUGGACUUGUACCUCCUGCCCGAGCCUUUCUCCGGGUUCAUCUCCGGGGACUUUGGGUCUUUGCUGGUGCUGACUUGCCGCGUAUGUCUGGAGGAGAAACCCCUCAAGCCCCUGUCUUGCUGCAAGAAGCCCGUCUGCGAGGACUGCCUGAAACGCUAUCUCAGCUCCCAAGUGCAGGUGGGACAAGCAGACAUCCAGUGUCCAAUAACAGAAUGCAGUGAACAUUUGGAUGAAUCUACUGUCCUGUACCACUUGCCACAUGAUGACAUCAUCAAGUAUAAAUACUUCCUGGAACUCAGCCGAAUUGGCUCAAGCACCAAGCCAUGCCCUCAAUGCAAGCACUUUACCACCUUCAGGAAGAGAGGCCACAUUCCAACCCCUACCAAAAUGGAGAACAAAUACAAAAUUCAGUGCCCAACGUGCCAAUUUGUGUGGUGUUUUAAGUGCCACUCUCCCUGGCACGAAGGUGUCAACUGCAAAGAGUACAAAAGAGGGGACAAGCUUUUGCGUCACUGGGCCAGUGAAAUUGAACAUGGGCAGAGAAAUGCUCAGAAGUGUCCAAAGUGCAAGAUCCACAUCCAGAGAACAGAAGGAUGUGACCACAUGACAUGUUCACAGUGUAAUACUAAUUUCUGUUACCGCUGCGGAGAGAGAUAUCGCCAACUCCGUUUCUUUGGAGAUCACACAUCAAACCUCAGUAUAUUUGGAUGCAAAUACCGCUACCUCCCUGAGAGACCACAUUUAAGGAGAUUAGUACGAGGUUCUGUCUGUGGAAGUAGUGCUCAGUAUACAGAUAGCAAAGUAGUGCUAGGAUAUAUUAACAAUAUACACUCGAGAUUUUACGUACAUGUGGAGUCAAUAGAGUGGAUCAAAUAUCGUGAAGAUCACCUCACACACCUAACGUCAGAGUUCCUGAACGCUGAACUUCAGUGA